UCUCGAAGGGUUGUGAGUCUUUGGAACUCCUUGCCACAGAGAGAGCUGUGGAUAUUUAAAGCGGAGAUAGAUUGCUCAGUCAGGGAAUUAAGGUCACGAGGAAAUGCAGGAAAGUGGACGUAAAAAAUGUUGAACGGUGGAGCAGGCUCGAUGGGCCGAACAGCCUCCUCCUGUUCCUGUUUCUUAUGGCCUAUGGCUAGUGUUACUUUUGCUAAAUUAUUUCUUGCAUGACGAUAUAGAUACGUUAAUGCAGUAAUCCUUGCAACACCUCUAAGGGGUGAGCAUUUUCGACAUCACUUUUGAAAUUAAUUUCUGAUGUCAAUGUGAGUAAUUAUUCUUCCCAAAACCUGCAGCUACAGGCUGGAGAGACAGCGAGUGUGAUUUGCAGGAGGGCUGUCGCUUCCCCAAUAGCCAAAGUGGUCCAAGUUCGAGAGCAUAUUUUGGUCGCUGUGCACUGCAGCAGUGCGAAGCUGUUUCCAAUUGUUUGGAAGGCAGUGCAACCAGACAACUGCUCCACUGUCACUACCUUCAAAGGACUAUGCUUUGUCUAAACUUUGGCUGGAAAACAGAAAUAAAUGCCAACACCCCGCACUUGUUCAGCACCUGUGGAGAGAGAGAAAACAGAAAGACCAAGGCCAAGUGACGGAAAAUGGGAUUGGAAUACUUAGGUGGAUGUUUCUGACCGGCGCAGACUCAAUGAAGAGCCUUUUUAUUCUGUGCUGUAGUCCUCUAAGGCUGUAAACAUAGAAACGUAACAGUCUCAAGUCAGUACAAGAGGAAAGGACAGCAACAAACACAAAGGGAAAUCUAUGAUAGGGUGGAGGGCAGGAGAGACGAUAUUACCUUGGAAAAGUUGUAAUGGCACAAUGUAAAAGUCAGCCGCAAGAUUUGGUUUUUAUCAUCGAUAGCUCCCGCAGUGUUCGACCCCAGGAGUUUGAAAAGGUGAGAGUCUUUCUGGCUAAGAUGAUUGACACAUUGGAUGUUGGACCUGAUAGGACCCGAGUGGCUAUUAUCAACUAUGCAAGCAGUGUGAAGGAGGAGUUCAUGUUCAAAACCUACAACAACAAGAAAGACAUGAAGAAAGCAGUUUAUCAAAUCGAACCCCUUUCAACCGGUACUAUGACAGGUUUGGCCAUUGACAGUGCAAUGAGGAAGACAUUUACGAAAACUGCAGGAGCAAGACCGGAGGAACUUGGUAUCGCCAAAGUAGCCAUCAUUGUGACGGAUGGCAGGCCACAGGACCAAGUGGCAGAAAUAUCUGCAAGUGCUCGAGCUUCUGGUAUUGAAAUCUAUGCUGUUGGUGUAGACAGGGCUGACAUGCAGUCACUGAGACUAAUGGCCAGUGAACCAUUGGAUGACCAUGUCUUCUAUGUGGAAACAUAUGGUGUGAUAGAGAUGCUGACGUCUAAGUUCAUGGAGACUCUUUGUGAACGUGUUUCAGGUUCAGAUUUCUGUGCCCUGGGAAACCACGACUGCCAGCAAAUAUGUGUGAGUACAGCGAGGUCAUAUUACUGCAGGUGUCGUCCAGGUUUUACAUUGAACGAAGAUCGGAAGACCUGCUCACGUGCGAAUAUAUGUGCCACUGGAAACCAUGACUGUGAGCAAAUCUGUGUAAAUACCCCAACGGGCUAUCACUGCAAAUGUCAUCCAGGUUUUAUAUUGAAUGAGGACCAGAAAACCUGCUCACGUGAGGAUAUUUGUGCCAAUGGAGACCAUGACUGUGAGCACAUGUGUGUGAGCACAGCAACAUCGUAUUACUGCCAGUGUCGUCCAGGGUUUACAUUGAAUGAGGAUCAGAAAACCUGCUCACGUGAGGAUAUGUGUGCAGUUGGAAACCAUGACUGUGAGCACAUCUGUGUGAGCACAGCAACAUCGUAUUAUUGCCGGUGUCGUCCAGGUUUUACAUUGAAUGAGGAUCAGAAAACCUGCUCACGUGAGGAUAUGUGUGCUAUUGGAAACCAUGACUGUGAGCACAUCUGUGUGAGCACAGCAACAUCAUAUUACUGCCGGUGUCGUCCAGGUUUUACAUUGAAUGAGGAUCAGAAAACCUGCUCACGUGAGGAUAUGUGUGCUAUUGGAAGCCAUGACUGUGAGCACAUCUGUGUGAGCACAGCAACAUCGUAUCACUGCCGGUGUCGUCCAGGUUUUACAUUGAAUGAAGAUCAGAAAACCUGCUCACGUGAGGAUAUGUGUGCAGCUGGAAACCAUGACUGUGAGCACAUCUGUGUGAGCACAGCAACAUCGUAUCACUGCCGGUGUCGUCCAGGUUUUACACUGAAUGAGGAUCAGAAAACCUGCUCACGUGAGGAUAUGUGUGCUAUUGGAAACCAUGACUGUGAGCACAUCUGUGUGAGCACAGCAACAUCGUAUCACUGCCGGUGUCGUCCAGGUUUUACAUUGAAUGAGGAUCAGAAAACCUGCUCACGUGAGGAUAUGUGUGCAGUUGGAAACCAUGACUGUGAACAUAUCUGUGUGAGCACAGCAACAUCAUAUUACUGCCGGUGUCAUCCAGGUUUUACACUGAAUGAGGAUCAGAGAACCUGCUCACAGUUGGAUGCAUGUGCUAUUGGAAACCAUGACUGUGAGCAAAUAUGUGUGAGCACAGCAACAUCCUAUUACUGCAGAUGUCGUCCAGGUUUUACAUUAAAUCAGGAUCUGAAAACAUGCUCACGUUUGAAUAUGUGUACUGCUGGAAACCACGACUGUGAGCAAAUAUGUGUAAACACUACAACAGGGUAUAACUGCAGAUGUCGUCCAGGUUUCAUAUUGAAUGAGGACCAGAAAACCUGCUCACGUGUGGAUUUGUGCGCCAUUGGAAACCAUGACUGUGAACAAAUAUGUGUAAGCACAACAACAGGCUAUCACUGCAAGUGCCAUACAGGUUUUAUAUUGAAUGUGGACCAAAAAACCUGUGCAAAAGAAGCUCAGAGAAAAAUCACGAUUGAAGAUCCCUGCAAGUGUGAAGCUUUGCUUGAUUUUCAAAGAGACGUCCAGUCCAAUUUCCAAGCACUGGCUAGUAAAAUAAAUCAAGUAACAAAAAAAAUACGAGCAUUUGAAAACCAGCUGCGUCGAUUCUGAACAUUAUGUGAGCACUCUGUUUGAAGAGUACAUCUUAUUUGUCAUUUCUUUUUGGCUAAGUGACCAUAUUGAGCACAGUUCUUUGCAAGCUUCCAUUAUAAUCUUGAUCAGACUAAUUACUUUUAUUGCUGUGCUGCAGCUAUAGAUUUAAAAACAAAAGUAGAGAAUAAUAAGAGAUGCCAUGAAGAAAACUGAAGCCAUUCAUUCAGGUGUUACUAUAUAUUGGCUCAGUUGUUGAAAGUAUUGAUUUUACUACUGUGACAUAUUGCAUAAGUGAUAUAUAUCAAUAUUAGUCUUAACUGUAUACACUUCACAAAUAAGUUGGUAGAGAAAAGAAAUUAGGAGUAAAGGAAUGCUUAAAUAUAUUAUGUAGAAAAUAUACCACCUGAUUGAUCUAUUUUGUUGUCAUAAAUACCAUGUUUUGAACAUAAAUAACCAUUAAUUCUUGUCACUAUGGAUGCUAUGGACAAGAAUACGCAUAAUGUAUAUUUGAAUUCAACUCUAAUGUAUUCUAUUUUCAUAUCCAGUAAAAUGUAUAUUUGACAGUAAAGAAGUUAAAUAAAUCGCUUUGUUUUCUGAUGUUUGUGUUCGUAAUUCAACUAUUAUUGUAGCUGAUAUAAAUGUAUGGAAGAUUGUGAAAAUGCACCAAAUGGCUAGUUUUCUAUUCAUUCAAUCCCACCAGCAUGCA
Messenger RNA from Chiloscyllium plagiosum (whitespotted bambooshark), 3766 nucleotides. Lineage: Eukaryota; Metazoa; Chordata; Chondrichthyes; Orectolobiformes; Hemiscylliidae. The record is from RefSeq and is a predicted model, not a curated record.